GACUUUUAUUUUGGAUUGGUGGUGUGAUGUCAUAAGGCUGCGCCGGACUCCAGUGUCUGUGAUACGGUUGAUGAAAGAAAAACUCCUGGUGAAGCAACUGAGAUCCAUGUGACACUUUUAUAAAGAUGGCGUUUAUUAAAGAGGAGAGUGAGGACAUGAAGGUUGACGAAGUAUUCAGUCUGAAACAAGAAGAGACUGAUGAACAAUCAAAGAUGGCAUUUAUUAAAGAGGAGAGUGAAGGCAUAAGGAUUGAAGAAGUAUUCAGUUUGAAACAAGAAGAUCCUGAGGAACAAACAGAUCUAAUGGUGCUGAAAGAGGAGAGGGAAUUACUCAAUACAGAGAAAGAUCAAUAUGAGAAUCUUCAUGAUUUAAUACCUGGAGAAAAAUCUUUUAAAUGCUCACAGACUGAAAAGACUUCCACACGAAAAAAAGCUCAAAAGUCAGGAACUAGAAGUUAUUUCACUUGCAUUCACUGUGGAAAAUGUUUCAACCAACAAGGAAACCUUAAAGUCCACAUGAGAAUUCACACUGGAGAGAAGCCUAACAGAUCCCCUCAGUGUGGAAAGAGUUUCAAUCAAGAUGGAAGCCUUAAAGUUCAUAAGAGGGUUAACACUGGAAAGAGUCCCUUCACAUGCCAACAAUGUGGAAACAGUUUCACUCAUAAAAGAAGUCUUAACAGGCACAUGAGAGAUCACACUGGAGAGAAGGCUUACGCAUGCCCUCAGUGUGGAAAGAGUUUUAAUAAUCAUGGAAACCUUAUAGUGCACAUGAGAAUUCACACUAAUGAUAAGCCUUACACCUGCCAACAGUGUGGAAGAAGUUUCAUCAGAAAAGGACACCUUAAUUACCACAUGAAAGUUCACACUGGAGAGAACCUGUUCACUUGCAAACAGUGUGGAAAGUGUGUCAGUCAUAAAUCAAGCCUUAAGAGGCACAUGAGAGUUCACAUUGGAGAGAGCCCUUUCACGUGCCAACAGUGUGGAAAGAGUUUCAGGCAUAAAUCAAGCCUUAAAAUGCACAUGAGAAUUCACACUGGAGAGAGCUUUAUAACUUGCCAACGGUGUGGAAAGAGUUUCCGUCGAAAAUCAAGCCUUAACAGGCACAUGAAAGUUCACAUUGGAGAGAGAGCUUUCGCUUGCCAACAGUGUGGAAAGAGUUUCACUCAAAAAACAGGCCUUAACCGGCACAUGAAUGUUCACACUGGAGAGAGCCAUUUCACUUGCCAACAGUGUGGAAUAAGUUUCACUCAAAAAGGAAGCUUGAACAGGCACACAAGAAUUCACACUGGAGAAAAGCCUUACACAUGCCAAGAGUGUGGAGAGAGUUUUGCUCGACAUGGAACUCUUCAAAUUCACAUGAGCGUUCACACUGGAGAGAAGCCUUACACAUGCCUUCAAUGUGGAAAGAGUUUCGAUCGUCAUGGAAACCUUAAGAUCCACAUGAGACUUCACAACGGAGAGAAGCCUUACACAUGCUCUAAGUGUGGAAAGAGUUUCACUCAAAAAACACACCUUGAAUUCCACAUGAGGAUUCACUCAAAAGAGAACUUUUGAAUGUCACUAAGGUGAAACGAGUUUUACAGACAAGAAACACCUAAUGUAAUAACACCGGAGAGAAGCCUUUCAUGUGUAAAGACUUGUAAAUCUUGAGGUUCACAUAAACUGGAAAAUGGCACUGUUGUAUUCUGUCGAGCUGCUUUAAAGCUGAGUUACACCUUGCAACAUCAACACUGGUAUCUGAACUGAAUUAACAAUAAACUAAAUAACUACA
Molecule: messenger RNA, 1770 nt
Organism: Ctenopharyngodon idella (grass carp)
Lineage: Eukaryota; Metazoa; Chordata; Actinopteri; Cypriniformes; Xenocyprididae
Product: gastrula zinc finger protein XlCGF57.1-like
Exons: 3
Coding region: 126-1553 (475 amino acids)
Source: RefSeq, a predicted model, not a curated record